AUGACACAGCCAUCUUCUAAGAAAGUUGCUCCAGCACCAUUUUCUACAAAAUCAAAAGGCUCAACCGCGCCAAAGAAUCCUUUGAUUGAAUCUACACCAAGAAACUUUGGUAUUGGUCAAAGUAUCCAACCAAAGAGAAACCUUUCCAGAUUUGUAAAAUGGCCAGAAUACGUUAGAUUGCAAAGACAAAAGAAGAUUUUGUCUUUGAGAUUGAAGGUCCCACCAUCUAUUGCUCAAUUUAGUCAAACCUUGGACAAGAACACUGCUGCCCAAACUUUUAAGCUUUUCAACAAGUAUAGACCAGAAACUGCUGCUGAAAAGAAGGAGCGUUUGACUAAAGAGGCUGCUGCUGUUGCUGAAGGUAAAUCCGCUAAGGAUGCUUCACCAAAGCCAGUUGUUGUCAAGUACGGUUUGAACCACGUUGUUUCCUUGAUUGAAAACAAGAAGGCUAAGUUGGUUUUGAUUGCCAACGAUGUUGACCCAAUCGAAUUGGUUGUCUUUUUGCCAGCUUUGUGUAAGAAGAUGGGUGUCCCAUACGCCAUUGUGAAAGGUAAGGCUAGAUUGGGAACCUUGGUUCACAAGAAGACCUCAUCAGUUGCUGCUUUGACCGAAGUCAACUCUGCUGAUGAAGCUGAAUUGUCCAAGUUGAUCUCAACCAUUGAUGCUAACUACUUGCAGAAAUACGAAGAGAACAAGAAGCACUGGGGUGGUGGUAUUAUGGGCUCAAAGGCUAAUGACAAGAUUGCCAAGAGAGAAAAGCUCGCCGCUCAAGCUGCUGCUGGUCACUAA
This is a messenger RNA of Lodderomyces elongisporus, 789 nucleotides long. It is a transcript of the gene RPL82, whose product is annotated as 60S ribosomal protein eL8. The record is from RefSeq and is a predicted model, not a curated record. NCBI's taxonomy places the organism in Eukaryota, Fungi, Ascomycota, Pichiomycetes, Serinales, Debaryomycetaceae. The transcript has a single exon. Bases 1 to 789 code for a protein of 262 amino acids. Gene Ontology annotation, molecular function: RNA binding. Gene Ontology annotation, cellular component: cytosolic large ribosomal subunit. Gene Ontology annotation, biological process: ribosome biogenesis; maturation of LSU-rRNA.